UCAGCAUUCAGUUGACGGUUACAUUUCAACGCGUUCGCAGGUGGAAAUUCAGUUGACGGAAAACACAACGCAAAACAUGUAGUGGAACAGUGACAAGCACAAAAACAACAGCAAUAACAAAUAGCAGUCAAGUAGCAAGCCGUAGUUGAUGUGUCUAUUCUGCGGCAACAAGCGUUCAAAUACCCAAACAUUAAACCCCAAACAAAAGCCGCCGUGGUGGAUUUGAACGUUAACGAUGCGUAUCGGAAGCAUAUGUAUAUAUGUACGCAUGCGUCUACAAAUAUUUGGACUAUAUUGCGGAAAUAAUUAAAAUAACAAAAGUGGUUGAAGAAAUAUACAACAACAAAAAACAAAAAAAAAAUUAGUAACAUUUUUUCAUUGCGAAAUUGGGUUACGUGCAAAAACGGCGCAUAAAACAAUAGAUUUUAAUUUGUGGUAAAUACAAACAGCAAUACUUGUGACUAACGUGUAAUUAAUUAAAAGCGAAACAUCAUCGAAUUACAAAGAAUUUUAAGUUUAUUCGAAUAGCAAGCUGCUGUUGGUUGAGUUUGUGGUGCAACCGCGUGUGUGAGUGAUGGCGAGUUCAAGAGUAGCAAAUUGCAGCAAACGCAGCAAAGCUAAAUGAAUGCAAAACCGAAAAACCAAACGCGAAUUGCAAUUGCCAACUCGCUGUGCAACGGCCAAUAAACAAAGUUGGUUGCCACAACGGGGUCGGCUCAUCGAAGAGUAGUGCAAUAAAAGACCCACCGACCGACUGCACAUCGAAAACUUGAAAGUGGACUGCAGCGAAUGCUUGGAAUUCGAGCAGCGAUAACAACAACAUGUGUUGCAAGUCAAAUUAGUGUUCAAAAUAAAUACGAAAUACUCCAAAUACAGUUAAUUAAGCAGUAAUUUCAGUGGUGUUCAGUUUCACUGUCAAACAGUUUAUGGCUUAGAACAAAGGCAAAAGCAAAAAAAAGACCGUGUUUGGCCAAGUUAAUAACGAAAUACUCAAUUAGACUCACUCACAUAAAGCUAGCAAUAAAAUGCAAUAAAAAUAACAAAAGCAGCAAUAAACUGUGCAAUAUUCAUACGAUUGGCGUCAACGUGAUUUUUUGCAAAUUCCAAGCAAAUAUGUGACAGCUUUGGCCAAUGUGUUAAUCGGCGAAACAGCGCAAAUCCAGCAGCAUCACAUACCACGGCUAUUUUCCCCCAACGCCAACAACAUUACAGACAUACAGCGAUACUAAGGCACAUAGCUAUAACAACAUGCUGACCGAUUGCAGUAGCAUUCAAGGCUCCACGGCGAGCUCGUCGAGUGACGUUAUGACACUGGCCACUACCUCUUCCUGGUGCGCCAUGAGCAUACCUUCCUCAGCGGCGGCGGCCGCGGCAGUGGCGAGCACUCGCCUGCGCAUACUGCGCCUCGUGCGUCCGCAUGCGCGCCGCAUUUUGGUCACGCCCGACACCAGUCCGUCGUUCGGGUUCACCGUACGUGGUGGCAAAGAGUUUGGCACCGGAUUUUUCAUAUCGAGUGUGGAGCGGAACAGCGAGGCCGAACUGAAGGGAAUGCGUAUUGGUGACCAAAUUCUACGAAUAAAUGGCUUUCGCGUAGACGACGCCGUACACAAGGAGCUCAUACAAUUCAUAACGAACCAAGAUAGAAUUACCAUGAAAGUGAGAAGUGUGGGAAUGCUGCCGAUCAAAGACAAAGACACCGACAAAUUGUCUUGGCAUGCGGUGAAGACUUUCACUAACGGCAGCAGUGCCUCGUCCGAGAGUUCUUACAAAGUCAUACCCGAACGUGAAACACGCAACAAGGAGGUCAAUAUCACGCUUGACGUAGCGCCGCGCACAAAACUCGGACUGGGUAUCUGCAAAGGACCCGAGUGGAAACCGGGCAUCUUUGUGCAAUUCACCAAAGAAAAGAGUGUGGCACGCGAGGCUGGACUACGUCAAGGUGAUCAAAUACUCAGUGUCAACAGCAUAGAUUUCUCCGAUGUGCUCUUCAGCGAGGCAGUGGCGGUAAUGAAGAGCGCCAGCAAAUUGGAGAUGAUCGUGCGCAAAGCAGCCGGAUGCGAUCUAUUUCCGGGCGAGUCGAGCGGCUACAACAGUUCCGCCAGUUCGGUGACGGGCGAUCAAAGCCCCUGCUGGGCGGACGCCAAGUCGAAGCGCUUGACAGCGGUAUGCGAAGAAACGACCACCACCGCGCCGAUUUGGAAUGAGUCGUCAGGCGCGGCAACAGCUUACACCGAGCAACAGCGACGCGCUGACCAACAACAACACGGUUGUAACAAGCAUAAUAGAGAUGCACCGGAAAAGAAACCAGUCGGUAGCCAGCAACAAGUCAAUAAAACCAUUAUUAAAUUGUCCGAGCAGGGCACAUCCAUUAACAACACAUUCGUGAGCAGCACACAACCGGUAGCUCAUGGCUCACGACUCACCAGUGAGUAUGGCAUACCGCGAUCGGUGAACACCAUCGGCUCACAAGAAGUGCUGCCGCUACCACCGCCGAUGGCCGCAAUGACCGCCAAUGGUUCUUCGUAUGCCACGCGUGAGGAACGUGAGACUAGAACGGUGACUGUCGAAGUGCAUCGCCAACAGGCGGAAGAGGCAAAGCGGCAACAGCAACAGCAACAAAAACAAAUGCAACAGUUGCAACAACAACGCGUUGAAUUCAACAGUCACUAUCGCCACAACACGCUGCAGCCAACACAUUCUUUGCCCAGCCACACAACGCCAACAAAGCAUCCGGAAUUCCAGAAAUGCCUACGCAACAACAGCACACAACAACAACAAUCACAACAACCCCAACAGUUUCAACCAACACAACAACAAAGCGCACAGAAUUACCGCAACACGCGCCCAGCAGUAGACAGCAGCUCACUCUCCAGUGCCAUAACCGAGGAGCUGAAGAAACGCAAAGAGAAACAACAGCGAAUCAAUGCGGCAACAGCCACUAAUAACAACAACAGCGACGGUAACAACAACAAUAGCAGCAGCAGUGCGCACAGUCAGGGCAAUUAUAUAAACAUCAACGGCAAGCAGCAGAACCAUUACAGCCAGUGCAGGCAACAGUCGCCACAACAACAACAGCAACAGCUUCACCACCACAACACGGUCCAUCAGCAGCCUCUUGCAUUGAAGUCACAACAACAACAACAAUCACACUGUCAUACCACGCCACUGUCGCCGUCUUCAUCAUCACUCUCAUUAUCUGCGCCGCCAACAUCCCCAACGAAUUCCUCCGCGCCUGCGCCCAUAUCUGGCUCCAACGCUGCCACAGCCGCGUUGAGUGCUCGCGCUGUUAGCAACAAUGUUAAUGGCAGCGAGCGCAACAACCACAGUCACAGCAACAACAACAACAACAAUAGCAGUAGUCAAAACAUUCCGACAGUUGGUGGCUCAACAAUUGCCGGUGUCGGUGUUGGCGCUGGUGAUCAGCACAGCGCGUUGAUGGACGAGUUUAAACGUGCCCACCAGCGCAUGUUCAAAAACGGGUUCCAAGAGACUGAACGCAAGGAACGUCAGGAGGCGUUACGCAAAACCACCAUGAUGGAGGACGAUGUCAAUCAUCGCGCAAGUCGUAUGUUUCGCAAUGAGAAUGGACCGACAGCAAACGGAACACAGUUCCAAAUACCACCACCGGUAAGCCAAAUUGAUCCGCCGCAAUUUGCCAGCUCACCGCCGAGAAAUCAGCCGGCACAAUAUAACACAAACAACAAUAGCAGCAACAACAACAACAACAACAACAAAUUCAAUACGCAACAACAGCAAAUGCAGCAAAAGUCCAAUAACAAUUACAACAACGGCGCAACAACAGCGCUUAAAGCACCGACAGAGCAACCGCCGAAGCCACCAGCCACCCCUGUGCCCGAUUAUGAUAAUGUGGAAAUACGCACAAAAGCAACAACAAUUAGCAGCAGCGUAAGACCGUCAUACGGUUAUGCCAGCACGAAUAUAGUCACAAAUGGACGCGAUGCAUCGAAUGAGAACAACAACGGUACUAAUAACAAUAACAACGGCAAUAGACGCACACUGCGCGCCGGCACCAUAACCAUCGGCGAAUAUGAGCAGCCUCAGCAGCGACGCGAACCGGCUAAAUUUGAUUUUGUAGGCAGUCCGCGGCGCAGUAAUGGCAGUGCAACGGAAGCCAACGUCGAUAAUCUACAAACGGAACUGCAGCACACGUUGACGCGUUCGAAGCUCAAGAAGUCCGCCGAGCUGCUGGAGCAUCAGAGCAACUGUCCGCUGCGCAGCAGUUACGAGAAUUACGAGAAUGUGGCCAGGAAGCUGCACGGUGUGAGCAUAAAUGAGGUGGCCAGCACGGCGCCGCCGCCCAUGCGCAUGAGUAACGGUACAGGAAAUGGUUCAACGAAUGGCAUACUGAAGAAUGGCAAUCGUCACAGUGGCGGCGGUGGCGCAGGUGGCACGAAGCACUCGGACAAGACCAUCAGCUUCGGUAAUUGAGAGGAAGGAAGUCUAACUAAAGCUGUAAAUGGAAAGAAGAUUUUGCUUGUAUUAUAAAGCAGCGACUACGGUCGCAAGCUUGCUAAGUUAUCUAGCCAUAUAUUUAAAAUGUUUAUGUACACAGAAAAAUAAUAUAAUCUAGUGUUAAUUUUAGUUGUAAGGGAUGCUGUUAGUAGUAUAUGGUACUUUUUGUUUAAACAAAUCUGGCAAUUGUAUAUAAUAUGCGCUAUCUAAAAUUAUAAAAUGGUAAAAAAUGCGAAAAAUUCACAAAAUUUCGGUUGUAAAUGUCUCUCUCUCUUCUAAUGCUCUUGCACUAGUUUACGAAAAAUAUUUGUAAAUAAGAAGCUUCCAAGCUCUACACAAAUUCGCUCAAUUAUCACAUAGAGCUUAUACAUACAUAUAUCUCUGUACAUACAUAUACAAUUCAUUUAAAUAUUUCGUAUCUUUAAUACAUAUAAAAUAUAUUUCCAAAAGGCAGCUUAGACAUAAGCAAUUGUUAUCACAUUUAUAACUUUGUAAUAAAAUCAUAUAGAUACAUACAUACAAA
Zeugodacus cucurbitae (melon fly) is the source of this 4996-nucleotide messenger RNA. RefSeq lists its product as uncharacterized. Lineage: Eukaryota; Metazoa; Arthropoda; Insecta; Diptera; Tephritidae. The record is from RefSeq and is a predicted model, not a curated record. Gene Ontology annotation, molecular function: protein binding. Gene Ontology annotation, cellular component: plasma membrane; cilium; stereocilia ankle link complex. Bases 1249 to 4449 code for a protein of 1066 amino acids. Gene Ontology annotation, biological process: rhabdomere development. The transcript has 7 exons.